AUGGCUGAUGAUAGCAACGCAGAGAAGCGAAGUCCCAAGGUUCGACGGAUGGAAGGAAUCGCCCUUGAAGAGAGGCGAGCAGCUCGAACCGAGAUCCAAUAUCUGGCCAAUGGGUAUGGUGAUAUAUUUGUUGAUGAUGCUGACGGAUGUGUAUAA
This is a messenger RNA of Endocarpon pusillum Z07020, 156 nucleotides long. RefSeq lists its product as uncharacterized. Bases 1 to 156 code for a protein of 51 amino acids. The transcript has a single exon. NCBI's taxonomy places the organism in Eukaryota, Fungi, Ascomycota, Eurotiomycetes, Verrucariales, Verrucariaceae. The record is from RefSeq and is a predicted model, not a curated record.